Messenger RNA from Owenia fusiformis, 313 nucleotides. Lineage: Eukaryota; Metazoa; Annelida; Polychaeta; Sabellida; Oweniidae. The record is from the annotation of a GenBank genome assembly.
AUCACCAUAUAUACUAUCACCAUAUACACUAUCACCAUAUACACCAUCACCAUAUAUACUAUCACCAUAUAGACUAUCACCAUGUACACUAUCACCAUAUACACUAUCACCAUAUACACUAUCACCAUACACAAUCACCAUAUCAACUAUCACCAUAUACACUAUCACCAUACACAAUCACCAUAUCAACUAUCACCAUAUACACUAUCACCAUACACUAUCACCAUACACUAUCACCAUAUACACUAUCACCAUGCACUAUCACCAUAUAUGCUAUCACCAUAAAAACUAUCACCAUAUACACUAUCACCAU